Molecule: messenger RNA, 1972 nt
Organism: Thrips palmi
Lineage: Eukaryota; Metazoa; Arthropoda; Insecta; Thysanoptera; Thripidae
Product: esterase E4-like
Exons: 12
Coding region: 154-1935 (593 amino acids)
Source: RefSeq, a predicted model, not a curated record
GCCCUUCACAAUAACGAAAAGUUUGGUUCUCUGUUGCAGUACGUGCUCAGUCUCUGAUUCUACAACAUAGCGAUAGGCAGACUCGCCUGUGGAGUGCCUCGGCCGUUUCUUAUUUCUUGAAGCAACGCUACCUUUGUGUCCUUCCGAUCAGCCAUGAAGAGAAAACACGUGUGUUGGAUAGCAACCGUUGUGACAAUUGUGGUUUGCGUCGCGGUGGCAACGGUUCUUCUACUGCAGACACCUGCAGCCAGUGUCAGAAAGCAUCCACCCACAGUGCAGGUUCAAGAAGGCGUUUUGCAGGGCCAGUGGUUACCCGUGUCCGGUGCGGAAGACGCAAAGCAGUUUGCUGCGUUUACAGGAGUCCCCUAUGCGCACCCACCCGUAGGCCCAUUGCGGUUCAAGGCUCCAAGGCCACCGCUGCAGUGGAAUGGCACAAGAGACGCCACCGAGGAGAGCGCCGACUGUUGGCAGCAAAGCUCUGAGACCUUUGAGGCAGUCGGCUCCGAGGACUGCCUUUAUCUGAACGUGUACAGCCCCGACCUCCCGGAACAGACCCAAAAGUUGCUGCCUGUUUAUUUUUUCAUCCAUGGUGGAACUUUCCUAUUUGGAACGUCAAAUUAUUCUUGGUUCGGGCCCGAGUUUCUAAUGAUGCAAAAUAUUGUGGUCGUUACAAUAAAAUACCGACUUAAUGUUUUCGGAUUUCUGAAUUUAGACAAUGAAAUCGUGCCCGGAAAUGCGGGUAUUAAGGAUCAAAUAGCUGCAUUAAAAUGGGUAUCGGAAAACAUAGCCAAGUUUGGAGGUGACCCAAACGAAAUAACCGUAGGGGGUCAGUCAGCCGGAGCAGUGUCUGCGCAUUGGCUGGCCCUUCUCCCCGAAUCAAGAGAUUUAUUUAAACGCGUCCUACUGGAAAGUGGAUCUGCACUUCAUAGUUUUGGCUAUAACGAAGACAACUUUGCCGUGGCAGAUGAUUUGGGACGAGCACUAGCAAACAAAACAAUAACUAUCGCUGAGCUUGCCCAGCUUGUCAUGUCGCUGCCACCCAAAGAUUUAAUGGCAGCUAGCAUGCCAAUGGCGAUUCAGAGAUCAAACACACUAGCCACGCAAAUUCCAUAUGCCCCAUCAAUAGAGCGGAGAGUUCCAGUAGUUGGGGGAGAAAAGCCACUGAUAACUAACUCGCCCGAGACGUUGAUAAUUGAUCCUACUGUCCCUCAAAAGCCAAUGUUUGUGGGAAUGAAUAACAGGGAAUGGCUUGCAGGAUAUUAUGCCUACGGAUACGGUGGGGAUGUCAAUUUCAUGAAUUACAGAAUCAGGACUUUAAUAAACCUACUGCCAAAAAAUAUCAUACCUUACAUCGACACAAUAGAGUACCUUAAAUUGACAGACGUCGCGCCUACUUUUCAGUGGUCAGACGUAACUGAUGCUGUAGACCAUAAUUACUUUCGAAGUAUGGACAUGAACUGCAAUUUGACGUGCAUAUUUAAAAAGUACUUAGACGACAUUGUGAUUGGAGUUGACACCAACCGAUUAGUGGACCUGCGAUCAAGCAGUAAAUUAUCAACAACAUAUGUUUAUCGUUUUAGCUUGCGAAGCGACUAUAGCAUAUCGGCUCUUGUAGAUCCUGAUCAAUCAGCCGGAGGCGCAGUGCACAGCGAUGAGCUUGGUUAUAUUUGGAGAAUGAGCGGGUUGCGUCAAAAGCUUAACGGAGAUGACCUUGCGUCUCGCACGUUGCAGCGUAUGACAAAUAUGUGGGGUUCCUAUAUUAGAACUGGGAUACCGUCACCCGACAACAAAUUCACGUGGCAGCCAACUGAAAAUCGGGUAACUGGCAUAAGGUUCUUAGAAAUUCAAGAGGAACUAGAAGAAAAAGAUGAAGACAUUGGAGGCCCUAACAUGCCGUUCUGGUUUAAUCUGUACCAACAAUACCGAAAAAAAUGAUUUUUAAAGAAAUAAAAUUCUUAAAAAAAAAUAACAG